Molecule: messenger RNA, 210 nt
Organism: Colletotrichum tamarilloi
Lineage: Eukaryota; Fungi; Ascomycota; Sordariomycetes; Glomerellales; Glomerellaceae
Exons: 2
Coding region: 1-210 (69 amino acids)
Source: RefSeq, a predicted model, not a curated record
AUGUCGGUUCGAGGAUUUACUACUACGGCCCGAAAACUGUUGGAGCUUGUGGGGAAAGUUUCUUUGCAAGAUGUCACAAAGGUAAACGAGACGAGCGGAGCGAAUUGGGCGGAAAACGUACAGAUUGUCGCGAGCGCAAUUGAGAAUCAGAUGUGGUCUCUUACGAAAUCCAGUGAGUUUCAUUUCCUCCCCUCCUUUGCACCUUACUGA